Molecule: messenger RNA, 750 nt
Organism: Lactuca virosa
Lineage: Eukaryota; Viridiplantae; Streptophyta; Magnoliopsida; Asterales; Asteraceae
Source: the annotation of a GenBank genome assembly
AUGAGCAGGAGAAGGUUUCGUCAAGGGAUGGUUAGCAAGGCACUUGAUAAGGAUGUGGAAGAUGUUGCUACUAGCUUUUUCAUCUCCAAUAUUCCAGAUGAGUGUAAUGAUUUGUAUCUGAGGAAGGUUUUUCAAAAGCUUGGAUGUUUGGUGGAUGUGUAUGUUGCUCAAAAGAGGGUUCCUCUUGGGUUGAGGUUUAGCUUUGCUAGGUUCAUUAAGGUCCAUAAUGAGAUUUUCAUGGAGAAGAAACUUUCAGAAGUUGUUGUUAUGGGGCAAUAUCUUAAGGUUAAUAUCUCUAAGUUUAAAAGAAAUAAGCCCAUUACAAACAAAGUGGAAUGUAAUGUUGAUAGGAGAUCCUUUAUUCAUAUAUCUAAUGAUGUAAAGAAGACGGGCGGAUUCAAAUCCUAUGUUGAGGCUAUGAAGGAUAUGAAGGGUGUUAAGGAGGAUUUUGGUGAUUGUCAGGCUAGUAAGCUUUCCUUGCUCUGUAUUCCCGACGGUGUCUCUCCUAGACCGCAUUCAUGGAUAGAAGGUUGCAUGAUUGGUGAAGCAAAAGACUUAAAUUUUCUUUCGAAAUUCUUUGAGAUUUUUUGCUCUUCGGAUCUUGUUGAUUGUUCGUUGAAAUAUUUGGGAGGCUUGAAUGUCUUAUUGGACUUUGGUAGGAGUGUUGCUGGAAUUAUUUUAAAGGACGAUGUUGAAGGAUGGAGAGCUUGGUUCUCUUGGCUAAAAGUAUGGGAUGAUUCUUUUGUUUAG